CCCCCGGGGUUUGGGUGGACCGAGAUCGGGUGGGUGGUGGGGGGUGGUGCCGAGUCGACCCCGGGAUCUCCGCUGUGCGGGACGGAACGAGUCGGGGCCGGGUCACGUUUGUUCGGCUCGUCGGAUUGAAUCUGGGACUACGAGGAGGAGGAGGGCGACGAGGAGAUGGCGGACGCGGCGUCGUACGUGCUGAUGCAGGCGGAGAACGGGAGCCUCGUCAGGGUUGAGCACGACCGCAAGAAGAGGCAGUUCUUCAUUCGCCUCAAUGGUUACAGUGACCGGGCCGUGCUGCUCUACGAGUACAUCGGCAAGAAGACGGUGGACUUGCAGCACACCGAGGUGCCGGACGGCUACCGCGGGCGCGGCAUCGCACGCCUGCUCGCCAAGGCCUCCAUGGACUUCGUGGUGGAGGAGGACCUGAAGGCGCACAUCACGUGCUGGUACAUCCAGAAGUUCAUCAAGGACAACCCCUUACCUCAGUACCUGCAGCGGGUGCAGAACUGACGCCGCCGUCGCCUCUUCCUCCCGCCGCCUCGUCGCCCACGGCAACCCCCCCUCCCCCUUUCCUCGCCUCCACCGGGGCAACGGUAACCCGGCAACGGUAACCGGGCAACGCCGACGGUGCUCGGCUGCGUCGCCCUGGUUAGUACGUCCGGUCCUCCGGUGGGCGGCGGUGAAGGGCGGCGGGGGUCGGGUGGUGGUGGUGGAGGGGAGCUGCCAUCUCCUCGCCGGCGCUGGCGAUGGUGCCCGAGCGUUUGCCGGGAGACGCGUGGGACUCGUGCCGCGCGUGCGAUGGACGGCCCCUGCCGCCGCCACCGCCGCUGCGGAGGCGGAAGAGGCGGUGAGGACGCAGGGGUGGGGUGGUUCCAGAACUGUUCGGCGGCGGCGGCGGCGGCGCUCGAGAGAGAACUUUGGGAAGCGUGCGAUGGCACGGCCGUUGAGGAGGGCGGCCCACCGUAGCCACACGCCGGGCGGAAGGCACGGGGGCGGAUUAACUCGACACACAACGACGACGACGACGCUGCCGCCGUUUUUACUCCCGCCGCUUCGGAAUCCCGGUUUCACCGCGGUGGGGGACGUCGCGGUCGCGGGCGCUGGAGCCCGCGGUGCGAUUGCCCGGCUGCCCGCGUUGUCGCGGAGAGCGGUGAUCCGUUGAGGGUUGUGCGUAGGCCCUCCCGGGGUGGGGCGGGGGACACACCAUGCUGUCCCUUCGGUUUCGGGCAGCGUGCGCUUGGGCUGGACGAGGGAGUCGCCGCGCUGGGUUAGAGUGUUUGGGCGAAGCGACGCAUAACGAGACCGGGUGUAGAGGGUCAUUGGGUCGGGCAGAGUGAUUUGGGAGUGGACAGAAAUUAAUUGGCCUGUCAAAGAAAAGUUUUUUCGGGGUUGUGCAGAGGGACAUCGAGGUAAGGAUGCGUCACGGCAUUGGAUCAGAGAGUCAUUUGUCUGCGCAGAGCCAUAUAGCUGGACUGGAGAGGCAGUUAUUGGGGUGGGCAGUUAUUGUACCGGGUGGAGAGUGUUUGGGAUUGUAAGAGAGUCGUUGGUUUUAGGAACGCAUCAUGGGACUGUGCAGAGAGUCAUUUGGCUGUGCGGUCAUUGGGCUAAGUAGACAUUGAUUGGGGAAAAGUACAGUGGAGGUUAGCCACUGGGUAGAGAGUCACUGGGGUAGAGAAGUCACUGAGCCUUGUAAACAUGUCGUGGUGUCUGGUGAGAAAGUCGGUGGGCUAGGUAACGGCAUCGUGGUGUCGUGCAACUGGGCGAAGUGAUUUGUCAAGGGACUGGGUAGAGAAUCGUUGGGCUGCACAAAGACAAAGAUCCCCCCCGUGUAUCCUGUACACAGACUGUUGGGGCAAGUGCGGUUAGCGAGUAGCGGCACCUACGAAGGCCGGCACGGCGCACGAAGGGGAUGGGUGGCCAACGCCAAGCCCGGCCGCUUUUGUCUCCCCGGUGGUCGAUGUUUACGGAACGCACCAGGUACUCAUUUGAGGCCGAGUCGACCUAGAGGGAGACCCCGGACCGGUUCAGAUAAUCGUCACCAGUGUUGUCCGUGAGCGGUAAUCGAACCCGGGCCGCAGGUGGUUCGUAGUGCGGCUGCGCUACCGCUCCCCGUUGCAAAUGGCCGGCCACACCCGUGAGUUCUGCUGGAGGCAGGAGGAGUUUGAAUUUGGAGGGCAAGGCCAUAAAAUCACUGGAGCUUCUGUAGGUUCUUGAUCUCUCCACACUCUCGCGCUCUCUCUCCCUCUGUCUCUCACGCUCCUCACCAGAGGUCGCAACCGGGUACCCGAUACCCGUACCCUACCCGAUACCCGGCUACCCGUUCGCGACCCUGGUGCGGGCCGGGUACGGGUAGACCGUGAGUCACUGGUGAGUAACUGUUUGUCACUUAUUUCCCAACGUCUUGUCUCUUCUCACAAUUCAAGUUCCUAGAAUCAACCCACCCGCGCCUGCAACAUGGCUUCAUCCCAGAGAUCGCAACCGGGUACCCGAUACCCGUACCCUACCCUUACCCGGCCGGGUAGGGUAGGGUACGGGUACGGACGGGUACGGAUACCCUUUUGUGACCCUGGUGCGGCCGGGUACGGGUAAGGAAUCAAAACCCGUUUGCGACCUCUGCUCCUCACUCCCUCCGUCACGAUCUCCCCGGGUUUAUUUGAAUCGUCGUGCACACAACCCCCGUUUGACGUCGUUAUUACUGUCUCGAGCAUGGUCCAAGCUUCGCAUCCGCCCCCCCCCACUACUCUCCCCCUGCCAUC
This is a messenger RNA of Lethenteron reissneri (Far Eastern brook lamprey), 2750 nucleotides long. Its product is annotated as protein NATD1-like. The record is from RefSeq and is a predicted model, not a curated record. Lineage: Eukaryota; Metazoa; Chordata; Hyperoartia; Petromyzontiformes; Petromyzontidae.